Messenger RNA from Rubroshorea leprosula, 421 nucleotides. NCBI's taxonomy places the organism in Eukaryota, Viridiplantae, Streptophyta, Magnoliopsida, Malvales, Dipterocarpaceae. The record is from the annotation of a GenBank genome assembly.
AUAACUUGAGCUAAGGGACUCAAAAAUAGAGCUCUAAAAUGAGCUUCUCUUUCAGCCUCCAUACCCCUAAGGCUCUCCCUCCCCUUUCUCCUCCUUGCUGCAGGAAAUUUCAUCUCUUCAUUACAUCCAGACAGAAAACAAUCCCCAAUACCAAGUUUGAGAAGGUUACUGCUAUGGGCACCAUUUCUGAACUUCAGGAAAUUCCUUCGGUAUCCAUCUAUGAAGUAUCCUUGGGAUACACCUAAAAAUCCAUCCCAAAUUAAGAAUGCAUAUUUGAACUAUCCCUAGGCUACUCCUGAAGAUUACUACUAAGUCUAAGACAUUUGUAAACCCAUUUGCAUAAUAAUAUUUAUACAUUGUUUAUAAUCUUCUAUUAAGAUUUAAGUUUUAACUAUGGUUUUUAUAAAUAUUCUGUUUGAAU